This is a messenger RNA of Raphanus sativus (radish), 1446 nucleotides long. RefSeq lists its product as uncharacterized. The record is from RefSeq and is a predicted model, not a curated record. Lineage: Eukaryota; Viridiplantae; Streptophyta; Magnoliopsida; Brassicales; Brassicaceae. The transcript has 4 exons. Bases 1 to 1446 code for a protein of 481 amino acids.
AUGAAGAAAUGCUUUGUGCCAAGUUAUUAUGGGAAAGAUGUGCAUCAAAAACUCAGGAGACUUACCCAAGGCACGAGGGGAGUAGAGGAAUACUAUCAGGAGAUGGAAAUUCUUAUGCUUAAGGGUGGAGUAGAUGAAUCAGCUGACGCUACCAUGGCUCGUUUCCAGGCUGGGUUGAGCAGAGAUAUUCAGGAUCGCAUAGAGAUGUAUGAGUAUGAGGAUAUCUUUGAGUUGUUACACAAGUCCAUCCUCAUAGAGCAACAACUAAAGAGAAAGAAUCCAACCAAGGGCUCCUAUGGCAACAACUACAAGCCGUCCACUACCAAAGAGGAGAAACUAUUUGUGAAAACAAAGGAAGAACUCAAGGGAUAUCAGCAGGAUGAUAAGGGAAAACCAACCACCACAAGGUCCAGAGAAUUGAAGUGUUUCAAGUGCCAUGGCAUUGGGCAUUAUUCCAACGAGUUUUAUGACAAGGUCUGUAGUUUGGUGAUUGAUGGUGGGAGUUGUACCAACGUUGCAAGUGAAGCGCUUGUAGAGAAGCUUGGGUUGAAAACUGGAAAGCAUCAUAGACCUUAUCUACUUCAGUGGUUGAAUGAGCAAGGGGAGCUGAAAGUAACCGAGCAAGUGAUGAUUCCUAUUACUAUUGGGAGAUACCAGGAUGAGAUUGUAUGUGAUGUCUUACCUAUGGAUUCAAGUCACAUCCUGCUAGGAAGACCAUGGCAAUAUGACAAGAGGGCGAUUCAUGAUGGCUUUACUAAUCGCCACUCAUUCACUCACCGAGACAAAAAGAUUGUUCUUGCUCCUCUCUCACCCCAAGAAGUACACCAUGAUCAAGUACAGCUCAAGCUUAGGAGGAAAGAAGACAAGGACAAGGUACCAGCAUCACAAACAAAAGGUAUUCUUUUAACUGCCAAGUCUAGUGAUAUGAGAAAAGCAGUUCACUUGGAUCAGUCUAUGCUUUUGUUUGUUUUCAAGGGAGCUUUACUAACUUCUUCUGACAUUGCACCGGAGCUACCGAGUGGUUUUGAGUUUGUCAUACAGGACUAUGGAGAUAUGUUUCCAGAAGAGAAUCCAGCAGGGUUGCCUCCUAUUCGUGGGAUUGAGCAUCAAAUUGAUCUAGUUCCAGGUGCUUCCCUUCCAAACAAACCAGCAUACCGGACUAACCCUGAUGAGACAAAAGAGCUGCAAAGACAAGUUGAUGGGUUAAUGGAGAAAGGCUAUAUCCGAGAAAGCAUGAGUCCAUGUGCUGUGCCUGUGCUUUUGGGAAUCAAAGUUGACGAGGAGAAGGUGAAAGCAAUAAAAGAAUGGCCUAUUCCCACCAGUGUAAGUGAAGUAAGAAGCUUCCAUGGGUUGGCUGGAUUCUACAGGCGCUUUGUUAGAGAUUUUAGCACCAUUGCUGCUCCUCUCACUGAGGUUAUCAAGAAGAAUGUAUUGGAGCUGUUUUGA